UUGAGCCGGUACAAAGACCAACGUAAGGCGCUUUUGCGCGGCUUGACGGUCGACCUCAUCGAGCAUGAGCGCAUCACCACCACGCUAGCCAAGGCCAAGGAAACACGGGUGAUGGCCGAAAAACUCAUCACCCACGGCAAAAAGGGGACGUUGCACAACCGGCGCAUCGCCCUGCGCCAGGUACCUCAUAAAGAUACCGUUGCCAAGGUUUUCAACGACCUGGGCCCGCGCUACGCGGAACGGCCCGGCGGUUACACCCGCAUCAUCAAACUGGGGCCGCGACAGGGCGAUGGCGCCUACAUGGCGGUUAUCGAAUUAGUCUAA
Molecule: messenger RNA, 324 nt
Organism: Geodia barretti
Lineage: Eukaryota; Metazoa; Porifera; Demospongiae; Tetractinellida; Geodiidae
Source: the annotation of a GenBank genome assembly